UGCCCGCCGCGGGCGCGCUGGACGUCAGCGCUGCCAGCGUGGAAACGGCGGCGGGGCGCGGGAGGCGGAAGUAGCGCCUGGGACUGCCGAGCCUCCUUCUGGCUCCACCGGCCGCCUCAGCCAUGGACGCGUCCCUGGAGAAGAAGAUAGCAGACCCUACUCUAGCUGAAAUGGGAAAAAACUUGAAGGAGGCCAUGAAGAUGCUCGAGGACAGUCAGAGAAGAACAGAGGAGGAAAAUGGAAAGAAGCCCCUAUCAGGGGAUAUUCCAGGGCCACUGCAAGGCAGUGGACAAGACAUGGUGAGCAUCCUCCAGUUAGUUCAGAAUCUGAUGCAUGGAGACGAAGACGAGGAGCCCCAGAGCACCCGAAUUCAGAAUAUUGGAGAACAAGGUCAUAUAUCUUUGUUGGGGCAUAGUCUGGGAGCUUACAUUUCAACUCUGGAUAAAGAGAAGCUGAGGAAACUCACUACUAGGAUACUUUCAGACACUACCUUAUGGCUCUGCAGAAUUUUCAGGUAUGAAAAUGGCUGUGCUUAUUUCCACGAAGAAGAAAGAGAAGGGCUCGCAAAGAUCUGUAGGCUUGCCAUCCAUUCCCGUUAUGAAGACUUCGUAGUGGAUGGGUUCAACGUGUUAUAUAACAGGAAGCCUGUGAUCUAUCUAAGUGCUGCUGCUAGGCCUGGCCUGGGCCAGUACCUCUGUAAUCAGCUUGGCCUGCCCUUUCCCUGCUUGUGUCGGGUGCCCUGUAACACUGUGUUUGGAUCCCAGCAUCAGAUGGAUGUCGCCUUCCUGGAGAAACUGAUUAAAGAUGACAUAGAGCGAGGAAAACUGCCCUUGCUUCUUGUUGCAAAUGCUGGAACUGCAGCAGUGGGGCACACAGAUAAGAUUGGGCGUUUGAAAGAGCUCUGUGAGCAAUACGGCAUAUGGCUCCACGUGGAGGGUGUGAAUCUGGCCACCUUGGCUCUAGGUUAUGUCUCCUCUUCAGUGCUGGCUGCAACCAAAUGUGACAGCAUGACGCUGACUCCGGGCCCGUGGCUGGGUUUGCCAGCUGUUCCGGCCGUGACCCUCUAUAAGCAUGACGAUCCUGCCUUGACUUUAGUUUCCGGUCUUACAUCAAAUAAGCCAGCAGACAAGCUCCGUGCCCUGCCACUGUGGUUGUCUUUACAGUACUUGGGACUUGAUGGGAUUGUGGAGAGGAUCAAGCAUGCCUGUCAGCUGAGUCAACGAUUGCAAGAAAGCUUGAAGAAAGUGAACCACAUCAAAAUCUUGGUGGAAGAUGAGCUCAGUUCCCCAGUGGUGGUAUUCAGAUUUUUCCAGGAACUACCAGGCUCUGAUCCAGGACUUAAUGCCAUCCCAGCGCCCAGUGCUGCCCCCUCAGCUGUUGGCCGGGAGAGGCACUCCUGUGAUGCCCUGAACCACUGGCUGGGAGAACAGCUGAAGCAGUUGGUGCCCGUGAGCGGCCUCACGGUCAUGGAUCUGGAGGUUGAGGGCACGUGCGUGCGGUUCAGCCCUCUGAUGACGGCAGCAGUUUUAGGGACGCGGGGAGAGGAUGUGGAUCAGCUGGUGGCCUGCAUCCAGAGCAAGCUGCCGGUCCUGACCUGCACACUGCAGCUGCGAGAGGAGUUCAAGCAGGAGGUGGAGGCAACGGCAGGCCUCUUGUACGUUGACGACCCCAGCUGGCCUGGAAUAGGAGUUGUCAGGUAUGAACACGCUAAUGAUGAUAAGAGCAGUUUGAAAUUGGAUCCAGAAGGGGAAAAAAUCCAUGCUGGGCUCCUGAAAAAGUUAAAUGAACUGGAAUCUGACCUUACAUUUAAAAUGGGCCCUGAGUAUAAAAGCAUGAAGAGCUGUAUUUACAUUGGCAUGGCGAGUGAUGACAUCGACGUUUCCGAACUAGCGGAGACUAUCGCAGUCACAGCCCGAGAAAUCGAGGAGAACUCAAGGCUACUGGAAAACAUGACAGAAGUGGUUCGGAAAGGAAUCCAGGAAGCUCAGGUUCAGCUGCAGAAGGCAAAUGAGGAGCGGCUUCUGGAAGAGGGGGUGUUACGGCAGAUCCCCGUGGUCGGAUCCGUGCUGAACUGGUUUUCUCCAGUACAAGCAUCACAAAAAGGAAGGACGUUCAACCUGACGGCAGGCUCCCUGGAGUCCACGGAACACACGUACGUCUACAAAGUGCAAGGCUCAGGGGUCACACCGCCUCAGACCCCCACAGGCACUCGCGUUAAACAGAGGCUUCCAGGCCAGAAGCCUUUUAAAAGGUCCCUGCGUGGUUCAGAUGCCAUCAGUGAGACCAGCUCAGUCAGUCACAUCGAAGACUUGGAGAAGGUGGAGCAGCUGUCAGGUGGGCAAGAGGCCUCAGAAGCUAACAGCCCUGAGCGGCACCCAGGGGCGCCCGCCCCUCUGGAAGCCGAGCCGCCUGGAGCCCUCCAAGACGGGGCCCAGGGCCUGCAAGAUGACCGCCCGCAGGUAGAAGAGCCAGAGAGCUUAAGAUAAAACUCAGUGUUUGCUUGGAGACUGUACUGAAUAUUGUUUCAGGGAAAUGAAGUUAUUCUGAAAAUGUGAACUGUGCCACAUGCUGAGAGAAAUUACUGUUAUUUGUGCUUAACUGGGAUGGUUGCACAAAUGUGUGCCUGAGAGCCAGGCCCAGGCGGGCAGUUGACAUGUCUGAUUUUGUGGGUGUUGUAGAACAACCAACAACUACUGUUUCUGUCUACCCAACUGUAGUAACACCAUUUCCCCCCCGUUACCAUAAACACUUUUUAUUCACAAAAAACAUGAGAAUUUCCAGUGCCUGCCACUUGAAAUACUUGCGCUUCUCUUUCUAAACAGACACAUGGAAGAUGUUAUAGGUUGCACAUAGUACGUUCUUGGUGAGACAGCUUUCUAGAACUCUCCGGGUUCCCUGGGGCCCUGCUGCACAGACAGACGGCGAUCUCUGCCAUCUGUCUUACUUGGUAUUCAGUUGGAUCAGGUCGCAAUAUGCAACUGGACUGUCUGGCUUGAAGGAGUGGGCAUGAUGGGGUUGUAACAGGAGCGUCAAAAGCCCUCUCCUGCACCCCCGCUGCUGCUGCCCUGAGACGUCGGUCAGGGCCGUGUCCACUGAGCGGCGGCAGGUCAGGCUGGACCCGGCACUGCUUCUGGCUCCACUCUGCCGCCAGCCCGUGUCUCCCUUUAUAUGCUAUUUGUAAACAAAUUAAAACUCCUCUAUUCAGAGUAACUGUACAGACUCUUCUCAACCAUAUUAUAUAUAUAUAUAUAUGUAUAUUUUUAAAUACUGGUAAAACUUUUAAAUUGGCACAGAAGUACAGACUGUACUCAUUUCUAUGUUUAAUAUCUGAAAACUCAACAGAUGCUGCUCUUAAGAGCCUCGUAUUAAAUAUGCUGUGUAGCACCUCGUUAUGUUGAAAUUCUAAAUUUAAGUCCACCUCUGACCUGUUCUCACGGGAACUUCUGGAGUCUGUUCACAGCAGCUCAGCCCUUUGGGCCCAACUCAGAAACAAGAUCCAGAGGGGCAGCCUUUCUCAGGCUGAUCAAGCCAGAUGACUGCUGAAAUAACUGAAGUAAACCCUUGACUACGGCCCGUUUCUAAGUCCUGCGUCACUUCCUUUACCGUUGGCAGCGGCCCCUGUGCCUUUCAGUCCAGCAGUCAAGCUAUGGGAGACCUUAAAUGGUGGCAAUUCACAUGGGGUUUGGGGACUGUCGAAUUGAAAGCCUUAGUUAUACCAUAUUAAGCCUAUAAUUACACUCUGAUUUGAUGUGAUUUCUGACAUUUGGCACUUGUCAAAAUGCAGUUUUCUUUUCUUCCUGGUGCAAAUGAUUAACAAGUCUUCCCUGUUUCUUUGGUGCAAUGAAGUAUAGCAGAUAAAAUGGGGGAAAGGGAAAUUAUUACCUUUACAAGAUUAAUUUUUAAAUGUUUUUAUAUAUAUUUGAAAUUGUUAAAUUGGUUUUGCUGAAACAAUUUCACCCUUGAGAUACUAUUUGAA
Budorcas taxicolor (takin) is the source of this 3976-nucleotide messenger RNA. It is a transcript of the gene PDXDC1, whose product is annotated as pyridoxal dependent decarboxylase domain containing 1. NCBI's taxonomy places the organism in Eukaryota, Metazoa, Chordata, Mammalia, Artiodactyla, Bovidae. The record is from RefSeq and is a predicted model, not a curated record. The coding region runs from base 123 to 2486 and encodes 787 amino acids. The transcript has 23 exons. Gene Ontology annotation, molecular function: pyridoxal phosphate binding; carbon-carbon lyase activity. Gene Ontology annotation, biological process: carboxylic acid metabolic process. Gene Ontology annotation, cellular component: intracellular membrane-bounded organelle.